This is a messenger RNA of Trichogramma pretiosum, 2505 nucleotides long. RefSeq names its product integrator complex subunit 10 (gene IntS10). Gene Ontology annotation, cellular component: integrator complex. The record is from RefSeq and is a predicted model, not a curated record. The transcript is spliced from 8 exons. The coding region runs from base 370 to 2232 and encodes 620 amino acids. Gene Ontology annotation, biological process: snRNA processing. NCBI's taxonomy places the organism in Eukaryota, Metazoa, Arthropoda, Insecta, Hymenoptera, Trichogrammatidae.
ACGCCUAAAACGUAGGAAAAUACUUAAAAUUUUAUAAUUUCGCUCACUCUAAAUAUUUUUAAGAUUAUAACAUUUCAACGUUUUAUUGAUUGGAAUUGGAUUGUUUUAUCUUUUAUUUAAAAUGAAUUUAUUUUGAUAAUUUAUAGAAUUUUAAGUGAUUUAUUAAAAUCGAAUGAAUUUCGUCAUAAGUUCCCGCACAUAGCAGAUCUUUUUAUCUCAUUCACUUAGGUUGUUUACAUGGUAGUGCAUGUCGCAUACCGCGGCAUACUGUGUAUAAUCCAAACACCAGAAGAACUAGAAUAAUUAUUUUGUUUAUUUUUUGAAAAAAAAAUCAUACAUCAAUCUGCUUUGUUAAGAACGAAAAAUAUAAUGGAUGUACAAGCAUCAAAAGAAGAGUACUUAUUGAAGAAAGCUAAUGAUGCUUUGGCUGUUGAUAUUCAUUCAGCUAAAUCAUGGUUAAUUUCUGCCAAAUCCCUAUUCCCACACAGUAUAAAAGUUCAGUUUGAAGCUUAUCGUUUUGAAAAACUAUCAAAAAAUACUCAAGGAGCAGCAGAAUGUUUUACUGAAAUUUUUCAGAGUUUUCCAGAUAAUAUUGAAAUAUGGAAGGAAACAGAAAAAAUAACAAAAUCAUUAAGGUCUGAGAAAAUCGAAGAUGAAUCAGAAUUCUUAUGUGAAAUGUUUCAGUUUAUACCUCAAGAACUUCAACAUCGUUUACUAUUACUAACUGCUGAACGUAGUGAAGAAACUAUUGAACAUUGCAAAUUGUUAUUGCUAUUGUUUAAAAGAUUUCCUCAAACCAUUUCUUCAUAUGGGCAUCAAUUAGUAGAAACACUAACAACAGCUGAAAAACAUAAUCAUGAAAUGCAUGGUGUACCAGUAAAUGAAAUUAGAAAACUAUUAACUUGUGAAGUACUUCCACUGCUAAGUAAUGCACAAAUUGAACUACCUGCAAAAACAAGUCAACGACUAUUGACCAAAGCUGUAGAAUUUUAUUUGGCUUAUCUACAACAACCUCAGGAUACUCAAAUAGAUAAUCCCUGGGACAAAUUGUUCCAAGUAUUAGAAUUGAUGGGAAAUAAAUUAGGGUGGGAAUUAAGCAAAUUAUUUGCUGUUCCAUGGAAUCGACUCAUGUACUGUGACCAUUUGCAUCAAUAUGCUAAUGCAAAUGCAUCUAAUUUGAAUGAUGAACAUUCAAAUAAACAAUUGAUACUUUGCUGCAUGGUGGUUUUUAUCAGAACUCUUCAAGAACAUUCAUCUUCUUUUGGAUCUCAGAAUUAUGUGCUUGUUGAAGCUUUUGCAGAAGAACCACUUUCGAUUCCGUCAGAGCCAAAAAUCAAGAAACGUAAAAAAGAAGAACAGCAUAAUAUUGUCAUUACUUGUGAUGGAGAAUAUGAUGGGGAUGCUUUAAUUUUAGCUGUAAAAUUAUAUGAUCUUAUGAAUGCAAGUGAAGUAUCUCAAAAAGAGUUUGUUAGGCUUAUAGCACAACUACGAUUGAAUGCGGUCUUGACAUCAUUUGUAAAUGAUGUGUCAUUGUAUAAAAAUUUGCAUCGGGAUCUUUUACUAAGGCUGCCUCAAGAAGCAAACAAUAUAAGUGUUCACUUACGGAUGGCAAGCUCGUGUUUUGUUGUAAAAGAUUAUAAGGCAAUGUUAGAGUAUAUAAAACCUGUAGUUGAUGCAUUACCAAGUGUAGAAGGUAAAUUAUCUUCUAAACUAACUGUCAUUGGGUCCAGACAUUUACAUUACUUGUCUUUAACAAAAAUUCCUAUACUUCAGUAUUGCUGUAAACUUCUUUUAUUCGCAAUUAAAGAAAGUUUAUCCUGGCCUGGAAGAAAUCAUGAUUGGGCUAUAGGUCAUGCAUUUGUUUUGAUGCAAAUGGACUGGCCCCAAGAAGCACCAUUAUUUCAUUAUUUCACAAAAGAGAUUUUAAAUCAAAGGUCAUUUCAUUAUCCAGCUUUUCAGGCUUAUCUUAUCAAUGUAGAUAUUUUGGAAGAACUUACAUAUUUAUGGACAGAGCAUGGAGGAAAUGUACAUUUAAAUAUUAGUGGAUCUACUGAAAGCGUACCAAACCGCAGAAUUGGUACACGAGGAGCAGAUAAAGGUGUGCGCAAUGAAAUAAAAGAAAUAAUGCGAAAACAGGUUGCGAGAGAUGAAUUGGAACCGAUUGACGAAGUACUGAAAAGAUUUAUUAUCAAUGAAAAAACAACCUUGCAGCAUAUGCUAAAAUUAAGAUGAUAAAGGUUCAUCAAACAUACAUUUUGUAAAAUAAAAUCAUUUUCUAAUAACAAUAAACUGAAAAUAUUAUUAAUCUUUUAUUCACUAUUUAUAAGCUUUAACAUUUUCAUAAUUAAAUUUGUACAAAAUUAUGAAUGAAAGUAACAGUAAUUGUAUUAUAAAAGUUUCAUGCUCCAAAAUUGUAUAAAAUGCCUUAUGUGAUAUAUAUUUAUAGUAAGCUUUUAUGUAUCAUAAAGAUAACACUGAUGAAUAACAAUGAUACGUCACAAACAA